AUGAUGGAAUGUCACAACUUCUGGUCAAGGUUGCUUAGCACAGGAAUAUGUCUAGUGGCGGUUGAUGAAGCCCACUGUAUCUCAGAGUGGGGCCAUGAUUUUCUGGUGGAAUAUAAACAAUUAUACAAGCUGCGAGAUGUUUUGGUAGGUGUUCCAUUUGUUGGAUUGACAGCAACAACUACAGAAAAGGUUCAAAAUGACAUAGUUGGUUCACUUAUGAUGAAAGACCCUCAUGAUGCCAUUGGAUCAUUUGAUAGAAAAAACAUUUACUAUGGUGUGAAAUAUAUCAACCGUGGGGCCUCAUUUGUUGAUGAGCUUAUGGAACAAGUCUCUAAACAUGUAUCAAAUGAUGGAUCAACUAUCGUAUAUUGUACAACCAUUAAAGAUGUUCAAGAAGUCAUCUUUCAUAUACUUUUAACCCUCUGCUAUCGACUUGCUUUAAAUCUUUAUUGUUUAGAAGCCAUUUUAAUUGUUCUUUCUGUUCCAUAUGUUUGGAUUCCUUAGAUUGCUAGAUCACUUUGUGAGGCUGGAGUCAAUGUUGGAAUCAGGGGCGGAACCCUUAAGGGGCCUAGGGGGGCCAUGCCCCCCCAGCUUUUUGGACUACUAGCUACUAAAUAUUAUGUAUUAGAGCCUAAUAUGUGUUGAACGUGUCUCAAAAUGAGAUAUGAUCUCUAGAAAAUUAAGGAAUGAAAAUGAGAUAUUAUUGUGUUGUAAAAGAGUUUAGAAAAUUAAGGAAAGAAAAUACCAC
This is a messenger RNA of Lactuca virosa, 748 nucleotides long. NCBI's taxonomy places the organism in Eukaryota, Viridiplantae, Streptophyta, Magnoliopsida, Asterales, Asteraceae. The record is from the annotation of a GenBank genome assembly.